ACCCUUGCAAAAUAGACACCAAGAAGGCAAUCCCUGAGUGACGAGAUCAUCACUGACCCUGCCAAAACAUGUACCGUUAUCUUUAUCUCUCCUGUCUUGCUGUUGCCUUGCUAUGCGUCUCAGGCCAGAAUCCAGUAGAAGUAACAUGCAGGCCACCUUGCUGCACUUGGAUGGACAGAGAGUACGGUAACAGUAGUAGUGAUCCUACUCCUAGAGGGUUCGUUCAAACUAUUCUGCCCAAUCCCGAGGACAUGCUCAGUGAUCCCUGCAUUACAAUAACUGCCCAAAACACCAAUCAAUACAUUGAGAUACUGCUUGAAACAGUCAACUUAGGAGGAAACAGCAGAGUAUGUGUUACUGUUAAUGAUAAUCCUGAACCAGCCUGUGGAAAUGGUCAAGUUUCUUACUGCAAUACCAUACCUAGUGUUAACCUGACUGCUAGGAUAUUCUGUGAUGAUUCUUGUGAUCUCUCUGCCACUAGCUUCUGGGUCCGUGUUAACCUCAGUGCACCUGUUGAUUUUGAUGAUGAGCACUGGUGUGAUAGGAGGUUAGGUGAUUAUCCAUCAGGAUUGCUACAGGUGGUCACUCCCCCUGGAGUCACCAACCCAACUGAGCCUCCCAGUGCUGGUUCACUGGUCUCUCCGUCUUCUCUCCUCCUCUUCCUCCUUAUGCUCAUUGCCGUUAGCUUUUACGCUAAACUUUAAUAUAUUUUUAUUGCUAUAAUUAUUGUUGCACUUUUAAAAUUGUUUUUUAUUUAUGCUUUGUUUUUAGCCAGUGAUUACAUAAUCUUGUGCAUAUAUACAUGCAGAGUAUGCACGUAUACAUUACACAAAUUUCCUUUACGCUUCUUUGUAAAGAUGUUGUAUGUUACUCCUUCA
Messenger RNA from Amphimedon queenslandica, 878 nucleotides. RefSeq lists its product as uncharacterized. The record is from RefSeq and is a predicted model, not a curated record. The transcript is spliced from 6 exons. Bases 69 to 704 code for a protein of 211 amino acids. Lineage: Eukaryota; Metazoa; Porifera; Demospongiae; Haplosclerida; Niphatidae.